Molecule: messenger RNA, 1701 nt
Organism: Amaranthus tricolor (Joseph's coat)
Lineage: Eukaryota; Viridiplantae; Streptophyta; Magnoliopsida; Caryophyllales; Amaranthaceae
Exons: 2
Coding region: 1305-1613 (102 amino acids)
Source: RefSeq, a predicted model, not a curated record
AUUAAGUAAUGUGGGUAUCCAUGAGUUUAUAAAUCCUUUAACAAAAUUUGAUUUGUUUAAAGGAUUGUCCUUAUAUAUGUGUUUGAUUCAAAAAUGAUGAUACAUGAUUUUCUACAAAAUUUUAAUUUGAUAAGAGAAUCAAGUAUUUAAUUUAAUUAUCAUGGGUUAUGAAACUUUAAUUGCUUUUGAAGGAUCUUGUGGAUUAAUAUAUUUUAAAUUGUUAGUUUUAUGUUUUGAUGAUGGCUUGGAUUGUUGAUGGGAUUUUAUGUAUUGUUACAUGUGUGGAAAUAUCAAGUGGAUGGUGGGAUAGGAGAUUUGGUUUUAUUUGUUUUAUUUUAGUAAAAGGUAAAUUUGGUUUUGGUUAGAUAUAUUUUGGUAUGGAGAUUUAAAAAGGAUUAAAUAAUUUACAUAAAAAAAAAUAUAUAUAAAUAUAAUAAAAAUAAUUUAAGUAGCAGGAAUUUUCGGACAGCAGCUGCUGCCUCGGUAGUGGCGCCCUGAUCCGAGUAUCGGGUGUGUUUCGUUGUGGUUUUAUUUAACCGAUGCGUUUUUUUAAAACUCGUAAAACGCUUAAAAUAAUUAAAAAUAGUAAUCGGAUGCUAGAAAUUAUGAAAUUUGGUACCCAAGAUAAUUGAUGCGUUCCGGACGCAACGGUGAAGUCGGAUUUUUAAUUUGAAUUUUCUAAACUGUCCGAUUUGGCCAUAAAAGUUUCUGGUCAGAAUGGGAAUUUUGGAGCGAUCAUGAAUUGGAUGAAAACAUUUGAAAUUAUCAAGUCUUUGUGAUAUUUUAGUAGUAUGGAGUGGAUUGUUUGUGUAAACCCGUUAUUAAACGUGGUCGUUUUGUGUGUUUGUUAAUUAGGACCUCGAUUCAUAAGAGGGUGAAAUUCUUGUCGUGCGUAAACGUCGUUUGGAUUUGCUGUGCUUAAAGGAAUAUGAAUUUGGGAAAGACACCUAUGGACACACACACCCCUAGUGGAUCGAGAGAGGUACCGAUGUUCGACUAUGAAACUGCUUGGAUAGAAGUCUCCAACGCUGACAUAUGGAAAAUAAGGAGUGGCGAAAGUAUCCAAGACUAUAGGGAGAGGAUGCUUAUGGUCAGGGAAAAAGCCAAUAGUAUGUUACGAUUUAGAUUUGGACCUAAAUAGGUUACAUCGUUUGUCUGAAUCUAGGAAGAGUGUAGCACCUGAGAGGAAGGGCGAGUCUCCAGUAUCGGGCGGCACCAAUGUGACCACGGAACCGUUAAGAGAGCGGAUUCUUCUUGAUUCCCCACAGGUGGAAACUGAGGCUCAGGAAGAGAGUGAUAUCGAGAUGUGGGAGCCUAGUCGUGAACCGCCUACUUAUAUAGAAAUUUCCGGCGAUGAUGACGAGAGGGAGAACUGGGGAUCGCAUUACGACUUAUAUGGCUUUGAGGUUGGGUUUGAUAGGGGGUGGUCUGAUGAGGAAGAUCCUGAAGAGGACGUAGAGGAUGUACCAUUAAGCAGCCCCAGUGAUAGUGGUAGUGAAUCAGAUGGAUCGUAUUCAGACUCCAGCUCUGAUUCUGGAGAAGACGAGGAUGAUGAGGACUUCGAUAUAGCAAGUUACGAUGAGGGUGUUGACACUUGGGAUGCUUGGCGCUAGAUGUUCUAUACCUUUUUAUUUUGUUUUCGCAUCUUUCUUUGAGAUAUUUGAAGUUGUAUCUUUUUAAUCAAAUAAGUGAUAAGGUAAU